Sipha flava (yellow sugarcane aphid) is the source of this 2369-nucleotide messenger RNA. RefSeq names its product transmembrane and TPR repeat-containing protein CG4341-like. Gene Ontology annotation, molecular function: mannosyltransferase activity; protein binding. The record is from RefSeq and is a predicted model, not a curated record. Gene Ontology annotation, biological process: protein O-linked glycosylation via mannose. Lineage: Eukaryota; Metazoa; Arthropoda; Insecta; Hemiptera; Aphididae. Gene Ontology annotation, cellular component: endoplasmic reticulum membrane.
UUGUCGAAUGCUAUUCAGUCACGUUGCCGCAAUGGUCUCGACUACCCCUGUGCCGAUCAAAAAGCCUAAUCGAAUAAAAUAUCAUUUUAACAUCGACUAUCACUUACUGAUAUGUUGUUCACUGGCGAUUGCCGUGUACGCGAAUACUUUGAACGCCGGAUUCGUGUACGACGACAACCAAGCAAUAAUAGCAAACGAAGAUAUUAGACCGUCAACUCCAGGGUCGAACAUUUGGUGGAAUGACUUUUGGGGAACGCCAAUGGGAACGGAGAACUCACAUGGAUCGUACAGACCAAUUACCGUACUGUCAUAUCGACUAAAUUACAGGUGGUCGGGUCUAAGGGCUUCGUCGUAUCACGCGACGAACGUGGCGCUCCACGGCCUGGCUACGGGCCUGGUGCUGAUCGUCGCCCGGACCGUGUCGUGCCGGCGGGCCGCGCUUAUGUCUGCGUCCUUGUUCGCCGUGCACCCGGUGCAUGCCGACGCAGUAGCCUCGGUGGUCGGCCGCGCGGACGUGCUGUCCUGCGUGUUCUUCCUGCUGUCGUUCCUGUGCUACGGCCGGCACGUCCGGGCCAGGGAUGGCCAACGCCACCGGCAUCACCACCAUCAUCACCACCGGCACCAGCAAGAACUCGGUGGUCACCAUCGGCAGCCGGACCACGCGCGUGCCGCGGCCGCGUACCUGGCGUUCUGCGUGCUGUUCGCGCUGCUCUCGAUGUUGGCCAAAGAGAACGGCAUAUCCGUCAUGGCCGUGUGCAUCGUGUACGAGCUCAUGCUGAGGCUUAGGUCCAUAAAGAGCAACAAGGUGCAGGUGGACAAAGACAGUAGCUGGAAAACGGUCAAAGUGCUGAUGACUAGCGCCGCGGUCAUGGUGGCUGGCCGCCUGUGCGUGAUGUCGGGCACGGUGCCGACCUUUGCGACGUCCGACAAUCCCGCGGCCAAGCACCCGGACCCGGUGGUCAGGACCCUGACGUUCUUGCACCUGCCCGUGGUGAACGCACGACUACUGGUGUGGCCACACGUGCUCAGCUACGAUUGGUCGAUGGACGCGGUGCCGCGGGUCGAGUCGGCGGCCGACCCGCGGAACGCGGCCACCGCAAUGUUCUACGCCGCGUUGGCCGCGGUUGCGCGUAGCGCCGUCCGCCGGCGACGAGGAGUCCCUCUACAGGUCCGGCAUCCAAGUGAACCCACCGAAAUCUUAUGGCAAUCUCGGUUCGAUACUCAGCUCUCAAGGCAGAACAAACGAAGCGGAAAUAGCAUACCGAUCUGCACUCAAACACCGGCCAAACAUGGCUGAAGUACAUUAUAACCUGGGAAAUCUGUUGCGCUAUAACAAAAAAUAUGACGAGGCGAUUUCAAGCUACCGGUCGGCCAUCCAUUUUAGACCCACAUUAGCGCUAGCUUAUCUCAGCCUGGGUGAUUGUUUAGCAACCACUAACCAACACGCUGAAGCAGAAGUGGUACUAAAUAAGUGCCUCACUCUGGAUGGUUCUAAGGUUAAAGACAUUAAGUCCCACAAAACCGCCAAAAAAUCAUGUGUUAUUCGAUUGGGAAAAAUGUUUGUAGAAAUUGGCGAACACCAGAAAACAGUACAAUUGUUCAAGUCGAUAAUAAAAUCUGAAGGAUCUUUAUCGCAGACGAUGCUAUACGCCUUGGCAGACUCUCUUUCUGUACUUGGCAAGGACACGGAAGCCGAAAUGUAUUACAAACAACUGCUCCAGGUCAACCCGACGGAUGUGUCCGCCUUCCUGACGUAUGGCGAUCUUUUAGCCAAAAAUAGAUCACGGAUAUCCGAGGCGGAGGAGUGGUACGGCAAGGCGCACAGGACGGCGCCCAACGACCCGGUGGUCCGGACCAGGUAUGCGGACUUCUUGUCGGCGGUGGGCAGACUGGACGAGGCGGUGGACCAGUACGAAGCGGCGGCCGCACUGGCGUCGGACGACCACCAGAUCGCCGUGAAGACGGCCACGGCGUUGCGCGAGGCCGGCCGGACGUCCGAAUCGGAAACGUAUUACAGGAGAGCCGCAACCCUAUAUCCGCAGGACGCGGCGAGUCACAGCAAUUUGGGCGCCAUACUUCACAUCAAUAACAAGUUGGACGAGGCGGAACGGUCGUACAAGAACGCGCUCCGUCUGCAGCCGGACGACGCGACCACAUUGGCUAAUCUUCGGAAACUCAGAAACGUCCACCACCGGCGUACGGUCAAAUGAUUGCCGCCACACCCGUCGAUCUCGUCGCGUGCAAAACACUAUAAUAUUACCGUAAUGCAUAUUAUUAUUAGUAUUAUUAUCAUGCGCGUUCGCGAAUCUCCUGUACGUCUUUUGUUUUACCAUUAUUUUUCCGUUGGUUUAGCUUUUCUUUUAUUUAUU